Messenger RNA from Aspergillus ibericus CBS 121593, 3500 nucleotides. RefSeq lists its product as uncharacterized. The transcript is spliced from 3 exons. The record is from RefSeq and is a predicted model, not a curated record. Gene Ontology annotation, biological process: ascospore-type prospore membrane formation; protein localization to prospore membrane. Gene Ontology annotation, cellular component: prospore membrane. Lineage: Eukaryota; Fungi; Ascomycota; Eurotiomycetes; Eurotiales; Aspergillaceae. The coding region runs from base 140 to 3370 and encodes 1076 amino acids.
GUUGGCACGCACCAUGAUUGGGUUCCUGGGAAAUCCUGCCAUUGUCGGAUCUGCCUUCUUUGGCCUGCUUUGUUUGUCUAGGUCUAUACGGUCUUCAUAAUUGCUUUGUUUAUCCGCGUGGAGCGCUACAAGAAAUGCCAUGGCUUCUCGUUUAUCCCCAGAUCAGCAUGCCAGCGACAACAUGGCGACUGAUUCACACGCCGCGUUUCAAUGCCGUCGGCAUCAUGGCUUAGAUACGGACUCACAUACCGCUGAGAAACUGCAUCAUGCUUCUCCUCGGCAUAUGCACAUGACCAGUAGGAGGUUCUUCAUCGGCCCAAUUCCCCAAGGCUGGCUGCAGAACCACCGCAAGUCAUGGUGGAGAACCCGGAUGAAGUUCGGCAAAUAUUCCUCUAAAACCGUCACCUUCUCCGCAGAUCCAAUCGUGGCGCAUUACACACAGGGCUCCGACACCGACCAGGACGAUUCGGCACCAGAAGAAUCACCGGCCGCAACAGAUACCACAGAGGAUGAAUGGACGGAAAGGGAACAAGAGGAUGAGACUAGUGACCAAGAAGCGCGCCCACAAAGCGAUCUCCGCACUGUACCUUACACGCUCGCGGAAGAUCAUGAUAUCUCUCGCAUCACUACCACUGCGUCAGACACUGCCAUUUCACAUCAAGGGGACAAUGAACACGAUUGGAAUCCAUCGAUGGGGAAACGGGAUGGGAGUUCUGCAUACUAUACAGCCAGGGAGCAGGAGCCCAAUGACGCGGCUGGGGCGUCCUCAAGCACCAUGAACGCGGAGCAGCUUGAGCAAGGAUCAAGCAAGCAAACGCUAAGUACCCCAAGCCAAAAUGGAGCCAGUCAGUCAAGUCCCUUGGCACCUGCUAGUGAUUAUGGGUCUACAACCGCGUUACUAAGGCCGGACUCGAGAUCCAAAGGAAAAGGAAGGGUCCCUACUACAUCCUCCAUGAACCUUGAACAGCAGGAGCCUCAGGUCGAGACUGCCGAAGAGGAGCCCCUCCGAAAUGGGCGUCGAUCCAGAAUGGACCCAUUACACCCGUUUUCGAGGAAGGCCGCCAAGCAUAACCUAGACGAUAAUUUACUAGACAAGCAACAGAGAGUCCUAUCUCGAAUAUCGAGGACCCAGGCUAAAUUGUCGCGAAAUUUGCCGCACCGACGGAAGAUGAAAGAAGGGGAGGUCAUCAAGGCCGAAAAGAUGCUUGUGCGGAUCGAGGAGACGGUACAGGAGAAGCUUCCUGAUGAUUAUUCGGAGAACGACAGUUACAAGAUGGAAACAAGGGUCGUGGAUCACUGGCGGGAAUACCUGGUGGCGUGUCGUUUAGCUUCCGACGAAGAUGCGCCGUUCUCACUUCAGAUGUACAAAACCCGUGUUAUACCCGAGGUGCAGAAGGCAGGUACACGGGUUGCUCCAGUCUAUGAGGUGCCGUUGGGUCGAAAGAGAACAAAGGUAAAUCUCUAUUCGCAUCUGGAUAAAGCAAUCGUUCUCUGGGGUCCAUGUAAGCAUGGGACCAAAAUCUACAUCAUUCGACCGAAAUCUUCCGCGCACGCCGUUGAAUGGUUUACAUUCCUCAGCCAAGUCAUGGGAAGACGCCGCCCAUCUUCGCUUCCUAUUCAUGUCCCUGACUUGGGCGUCUCUCUUGUGUUUAACAAUCCUUUCGGACAGUUGGAAGCCGCCCUUGACUCGCAGAAAAAGAACACUGGCAUUCUCAGUCGGGCGGUAAUCCACGAAGAAUCGGCAGCCACAGCCAUCGUACAGGGGUGUUUGAAACUGCUGGAAAACCGCCCGGAGUGGGCCGAGGUGCUGCAAAGGUGGUCCAAAACCGAGAUCAUGGGGCUUGCCUGGAAACGGUACGACCGACUGGAGUGGAUUCUUGGCGCUAAUGAGGAAAGGAUGUACGGCUCUCUUGCUAUGCACACUUCUCAUGAGCUCGAGUUGCGACCAAGGCAGCAUUACAACACAUACAUCAAGCGUGAUGGAGAGAAAGCAGACGAGCCUGAACCUGUGGAAGGCUUCCUGGUGCGUCUUACAUCCCAACGGGGUGUACAUCAGCGAAUGAACAAGAUGUUUUUCAAGCGUUUAUACUUUUUCACCCAGGAUCAUUACCUGUUUUUCUGCAGACCGUCGAAGUCGCUCCCCCCAGCGCCUCCAAGGCUGUGCCGCAGUGGGUCUGAUAUGCCUUCCACGCAGCAAAUUCUGGACGCAUCGCCUCUGUCUUAUGAAGUUGACCCAUAUCCGCUUCAGGAUGGGGACAUCUCCUGGUUGCUGAGUGGCAACAAAGAGCACAUCAGAAAACAUGAUGAGGAGGCCUUUGUACAGCGGCAGAGGAAUAUCCACAAUCUUGAGCAUGCUGAUGGUUUUAUCGACCUUAGCAAGGUGCAGGAGGUGCGGAAUGUGCGGCGUGGUAGUUGUCCCGCCGAUCCGAAUAUCGAGGCUGGACCAGAUGUAGAAUUCCACCCUGACUCUCGAGAUACGCACCGGGAUGACGGUGCAACGCGGCAAUUUGAUGACGACAGAACCUUUGAGAUGCUGCUAGACAACAAGCUCGUCGUCCGUUUCCAGGCGUACAAUGAGACGACUAAGAACGAAUGGAUGCAGCGACUUGAGGCUCUAGUCAAAUACUGGAAAGACAAAAUCGCAACUGAUGCGGCUGAGAUCAAGGCUCUCCGGCAGCGCAAUCUGGAGCUGUUGGGGAUCGAUGAAGAAUUGGAAUCCAUCAUGGGACAAUUUGCUAAAAAGUGGGAGGUCAAGAAGGCGGAAGCAUCGCCGUUGUUGCACAACGUAUGCUUGCUGUCAGGCUGUCGGACAAUUAAGAUAUCUGGACAGCUAUAUCGGAAGCCUCGUCGCCAUUCGACCUUCAAGAAAACCCAUGUUGUCCUAACGGCUGGGAAGUUGCUGAUUUUCCGAAGCUCACUGAGAAAGCGCAACGGUGUUGAAGUUCCUCAUAUACACCAGAACUUGGAGACCUCCAUCGACCUCAACGACUGUUAUAUCUACUCCGGUCUGUUGACAGACUCCGACUUGCUGUACGCGAACCAAACAUUCGACAGCAAUCACCCAGGUCACCAUUCCUUACCUCGGGUGUAUCUUUCGUCGGAUGUCUACACAAGCAGCGAUGAAGACACGGCGAUCACAUUCGUAAUCUGGCAGCCUCUCAAGAAGAACCUAUUUCGCGCACGAGAGCACGGGCUGACAGGACAGACGAAGCAGAGGCUCAAGCAAGUGUCAACGCUUGGAGUCCACGGGCGGACCAUUGUGUUCAAAGCCCGGAGUCGGAUAGAGAAGGACCGGUGGGUGCUGAGUAUCGCAUCCGAGAUUAAUCGGUUACAGGAGGAUCAACCGGAGGAUGUGCGCAUAAUCACAUAGCAUACCAAGCACAGGGACAUCGAGUGUCAAUUUCUGCAGGCAGAUCUACCGCUCCAUGAUGCUUCUAUCUAAUACAAGGCAAAGUAUCGUCUAUAUACAGCGCAUAAUAAUAAUACAUAAUCCAUCCAUA